AGUGGGUGGGUGGGUUGGUUGGGAUUAAGUGGUCCCUGGUAAACUAACAGCACAGGUAGCUAGCCAAGAGCCAAAAUAAGAGUUCCUGUAAAGAGCAGCCAUGAGUCAUUUUCAGGGGCUGGUAUGUGUCCUGAGGGCCGGAAGAGGUUUGUGGUGGCGAGGGUGCGGAGGGUGCGGAGGGACUCUGUCCCGGUGCAGGCCCCAUCCCAGGAGAGGUUGUUCCUCUGAGGCUACAGUGGCUGGGGCAGUGAGCAGCAGCUCCGGCUAUGUGGAGGAGAUGUACUUUGCUUGGUUGGAGGAUCCUAAAAAUGUUCACGAGUCGUGGGACGCCUUUUUUCGCAACAGGAAGGGAGCACCUAGUCCGCCUGCAGAGGAGGUUGCGAGACGACCCUCCACCCUCCUUCAGGGUCGAGUCCUGUCCCAUUCACCUGACACAACGCAAAAAGUGGUUGAAGACCACCUGGCAGUGCACACGCUCAUCAGAGCCUACCAGAUCCGUGGUCAUCAUGUGGCCCAGUUAGAUCCUCUGGGUAUCCUGGAUGCUGACCUGGACUCCUUCGUUCCUUCUGAUCUCAUCACCACCAUUGAUAAAUUAGGGUUCUAUGGUCUUGGUGAGUCUGACCUGGACAGAAGCUUCCGACUUCCUCACACCACCUUCAUCGGAGGAGGAGAGACCACCCUCCCUCUGAGAGAGGUCAUACACAGACUGGAGGCGUCCUACUGCGCUCACGUGGGCGUUGAAUUCAUGUUCAUCAACAACGUGGCCCAGUGUCAGUGGAUUCGGCAGAAGUUCGAAACCCCUGGGAUCAUGCGGUUGGGCGACGCUGAGAAGAGGACGCUGCUAGCUCGCCUCGUCAGAUCAACACGGUUUGAGGACUUCCUGGCCAGGAAGUGGUCGUCAGAGAAACGUUUUGGUCUAGAAGGCUGUGAAGUCCUCAUCCCAGCUCUUAAAACCAUCAUCGACGUCUCCAGCGCCGCCGGCGUCGACAGCGUGAUCAUGGGGAUGCCGCAUCGGGGUCGGCUUAACGUCUUAGCCAACGUGAUCCGGAAGGACUUGGAUCAGAUCUUCUGUCAGUUUGACCCCAAGUUAGAGGCCGCUGAUGAAGUGAGGAAGCUCGGUAGAGGUAGCGCCCCCCAUGUGGAGACACGUUUGUGUGAGCUCCGUUAUGGCCUGCAGGGUUCAGGGGACGUCAAAUACCACCUGGGGAUGCACCAUGAGAGAAUCAACCGUGGGACAGAGAAGAACAUCACGCUGUCCCUCAUGGCCAACCCGUCCCACUUGGAAGCGGUGGAUCCGGUGGUCCAGGGAAAGGCCAAAGCCGAGCAGUUCUACAGGGGCGACACGCUCGGGAAAAAGGUCAUGUCGAUCCUGAUGCACGGAGAUGCUGCUUUCGCUGGGCAAGGUGUCGUGUACGAAACCUUCCACCUAAGUGAGCUCCCCUCAUACACCACCCAUGGGACCAUCCAUGUGGUGGUCAACAAUCAGAUCGGCUUCACAACAGACCCUCGGGUCGCUCGCUCAUCUCCUUACCCGACCGAUGUCGCCCGAGUGGUCAAUGCUCCCAUCUUCCACGUUAAUGCUGAUAACCCCGAGGCCGUCGUGUACGUGUGUCGUGUGGCUGCGGAAUGGAGGAACACCUUCAACAAGGACGUUGUCAUCGACCUGGUUUGCUACAGGCGCUCUGGCCACAAUGAAAUGGACGAGCCCAUGUUCACUCAGCCUCUGAUGUACAAGCAGAUACGCCGGCAGGAACACGUGCUGAAAAAGUACUCCGACAAACUCAUUGCCGAGGGAGUGGUCACGCUGCAGGAAUUUGAGGAGGAAGUGGCUAAAUAUGACAGGAUAUGUGAGGAAGCGUACACCAGCUCCAAGGACGAGAAGAUCUCACACAUCCGACAUUGGCUGGACUCGCCCUGGCCCGAUUUCUUCACAGCAGAAGGAGAACCUAAGACCAUGAGUUGCCCCCCGACGGGACUGGACGAGGAGAUCAUGCACCACAUUGGCCAGACUGCCAGCUCAGUACCUCUGGAAGACUUUACCAUACAUCCUGGUUUGUCUCGUGUCCUGCGCAGCCGAGCUGACCUGGUUAAGGCUCGUCAGCUGGACUGGGCCCUGGGAGAGUACAUGGCCUUUGGAUCUCUUCUCAAAGGUGGCACCCACGUGCGGCUCAGUGGGCAGGAUGUGGAGAGGGGCACUUUCAGCCACCGUCAUCAUGUCCUUCACGACCAAGAGGUGGACAAACGCACAUGCGUCCCCAUGAACCACCUGUGGAGCGACCAGGCGCCCUACACAGUCUGCAACAGCUCCCUGUCGGAAUAUGGCGUCCUCGGGUUCGAGCUGGGCUUCGCCAUGGCCAGCCCCGACGUCCUCGUUCUCUGGGAGGCCCAGUUUGGAGACUUUCACAACACUGCCCAGUGCAUCAUAGACCAGUUCAUCAGUUCCGGUCAGGCUAAGUGGGUCCGCAACAACGGCAUCGUGCUGCUCCUCCCGCACGGGAUGGAGGGAAUGGGUCCAGAACAUUCAUCAGCCCGACCUGAGCGCUUCCUGCAAAUGAGCAAAGAUGAUCCAGAUCACUUCCCAGAUUUUGGCGGAGAUUUUGAAGUGCAGCAGCUGUACGACUGUAACUGGAUUGUGGUCAACUGCUCCACGCCUGCUAACUACUGUCAUGUGCUCAGACGGCAGAUUCUGCUGCCGUUCAGGAAGCCGCUGAUUGUCUUCACGCCUAAGUCUCUGCUCAGACACCCUGAUGCCAGGUCCAGUUUUGACGACCUCGCCAAAGGUACGAGAUUCAAGAGGCUGAUCCCGGACCAGGGACCUUCUGGACAAAGUCCGGAUCGAGUGAGAAGGUUGAUCUUCUGCACUGGGAAAGUCUACUAUGAGCUGAGCAAAGAGAGGAAACAACAGAACCUGGAGAACGAGGUCGCCAUCAUCAGACUGGAGCAGAUCUCCCCAUUCCCUUUCGACCUGGUCCGAGCGGAGGUGGAGAAACACAACAGCGAGGCUGAGCUGAUCUGGUGUCAGGAGGAGCACAAGAACAUGGGCUACUACGAUUACAUCAGGCCUCGUCUUCUCACCGUGGUGGCCAACAAGAGGCCCGUCUGGUACGUCGGGCGGGACCCUGCCGCCGCUCCUGCGACAGGGAACAAGUCCACACACCUGAACGAGCUGAAGAAGUUCAUGGAAACGGCCUUCAACCUCGAUGCCUUCCAGGGGAGGAAAGCUUGAACUGGACUGGAGGUGCAGUUUUAUCUCUGGGUCUUUUUUUAGGUUACUUAACAUGUUUUACUAGUACAAAUAUACUAUACUAUACAAAUUAUGCAAAUAGCAAAAUUAUAUUUUUAAUCUCAGGCAGAUGUGUCCCAACAUUUUUCCAGGGAGGGCUUCAUCGUGAAAAAUGAAAAGAUGCAAAUUUGCCACUUUGCCAUUGUGUAAAGAAGUUAUAGACCAGGGGUCAGCAACCCGCGGCUCCAGAGCCGCAUGUGGCUCUCCAGCCUCUUUGUUGCGGCUCCCUUUGCAAUGCUUGAAUAUUUUUUAGCACCCGUGUGGUGAAAAUGCACGUCUUUGUUAUGAGUUUACAAAAAUCCAACUUUGUGUGAGACCAUGAAUGCAUCCUGACUGAGUUCUGACUGGUGACUGAAUGAGCAGACAGGAUGCUAUCCAGUUCUCUCUGACAGGUUAACAUGAAGGGAAAUGAGUAAUACUUUGAGUUAUUUGAGUUAUUAAUUAUUAUUAAUGAGUUAUUUGACGAUUCUAAAAAAUAAAUUAGAGCUCAUUUAAAAACAAAAGUUUAUCUCCAGUACUAGCAAGAGUACUCCAACUCGUCUUUUUUUUCCCCUCCAAUGUUGUUUUAAACAUACAACGUUUUGCGGCUCCAGGCUAUUUUUCUUUAGUGGGCAAGUGGGUGAAAUGGCUCUUUUCAUAGUAAAGGUUGCCGACCCCUGUUAUAGACUGUUUAUUUCAAAGAAGAAUGCAUCUUGUCUUAGUGAUAUACAGCGUGAAAAAUGUCUUUUUUUCAAUUUUUGCUCUUUUUCACUCCGUUUUGCUGUUUUCCCCCAAAAUAUUUAAACUUUGUUCUUAAAUAAUCAUCAUCAUUUUCAUUCAUUCAUUCAUUUUCUACCGCUUUUUCCUCACGAGGGUCGCGGGGGGUGCUGGAGCCUAUGCCAGCUGUCUUUGGGCGAGAGGCGGGGUACACCCUGGACUGGUGGCCAGCCAAUCACAGGGCACAUAUAGACAAACAACCAUUCAUACUCACAUUCAUACCUAUGGACAAUUUGGAGUGGCCAAUUAACCUAGCAUGUUUUUGGAAUGUGGGAGCAAACCGGAGUACCCGGAGAAAACCCACGCAUGCACGCGGAGAACAUGCAAACUCCACACAGAGAUGGCCGAGGGUGGAAUUGAACCCUGGUCUCCUAGCUGUGAGGUCUGCGCGCUAACCACUCGAUCGCCGUGCAGCCCCCUCGUAACAUUUUGACUUUCUUAUUUUUUCCCACAACAUUACAACUUUUUUUUUCUUACCUUUAUGACCUUUGACCUUUUCCUUGUAAUAGCAUAACAUAUUACAAGUUUUUUUUCCCAACACCAGAACUUUUGUCAUUGUUUUCUUCUUGCAACAUUACAGCCAUUAAUUCAUUCAUUCAUUCAUUUUCUACCGCUUUUUCCUCACGAGGGUCGUGGGGGUGCUGGAGCCUAUCCCAGCUGUCUUCGGGCGAGAGGCGGGGUACACCCUGGACUGGUGGCCAGCCAAUCACAGGGCACAUAUAGACAAACAACCAUUCACACUCACAUUCAUACCUAUGGACAAUUUGGACCUAGCGUGUUUUUGGAAUGUGGGAGGAAACCGGAGUACCCGGAGAAAACCCACGCAUGCACGGGGAGAACAUGCAAACUCCACACAGAGAUGGCCGAGGGUGGAAUUGAACACUGGUCUCCUAGCUGUGAGGUCUGCGCGCUAACCACUCGACUGCCGUGCCGCCCACAUUACAGCCAAUUUGACAAAAAUUUCCAAGUUUUUUUUCCUAACACUAAUCAUAAUAAUAUUCUUCUGGUUCCUUUGUGGGUUUACUCUCAUAACAAUCACUACAUCCUUCUUUCUUAACUUUGCAACCUUUUUUUUGGAACACCAUGCGUAUCUCUUGGAACAUUAUGACUUUUUUUCUGGCAACAUUUUUUUCAUCACUUCACACAAUGUUUUCAGAGCCAUAUAACUUUAUUCUCACCCCUGUAACAUAACAACGUUACAACAACACCACAACUUUCUCCAUUGAUGAAGAUAAGUCGAUUGCAUAACGACAUUAAUAAGAUUAUUGUUGCGGAAUGCUGAUUUUCAUGUACCAUUACCACUUGUGGACAUGACAUUAUGACUUUAGCGUUUCUCCUUUUACACGCAGCCCCCGAUGUAGUUUCAUCCUUACACAGUACCUGUGUAUAAAGAACACUUUGAUAUAUGUGAUAUUAAGUAAUUAAAGUGCUUCUGACAGGCAUCAGUAGACGCGUGUCUGCCUUUGCUUUUUGCCAUCUGAGCCGUUAGUGAAGGAAUGCCUCUUUAUCGUCACAGCCAUCCUCAUUAGCAGACAUCAACCAGCUGGCGCAGAGACUUGUUUACUUUUUGCGACAUCAGGCUCGAACACACACACACACACACACAAACGCCGCCAACAAAGCCCGUGAGGCUCGACGGGCAGUUAUUGACGCUCGCUCGCUGGUCUCCUUUGAACCCUCAUGUGUAAAUAAACAUCAUAGCUAUUUAACUGUCUCUUUGCGUGCAAAUGCUCCAUUAAAGUACACUUGAAUACACAGAGUAGAUUGAACCUGCGAAAGCUGGUGGAGUCACAAAGCUCAUACGUGUAUAUAUGUACAUAUAUAACGUAUACACUAAUGUUGGUCUUCCUGUGUGUGUGUGUGUGUGUGUGAGCUGCUAACAUGCAUCACUGUGUAUAUGUUACAUAGACUUCAACUACGCGUCUGCUUGUUCUUAUAGACAAAAAUAAAUGCGGUACAGUCCAUAAAUAUCACCUCUACUAUGUAUGUUUCAUAUAUUUCAUACAGUAUAUUUGUAGUUUUUUUACAAUUGCACCUCCACAGCAGGCCUUAUGAUACAAAAAUAAACACAUCUAGCUAGUAGCUUUGCUUUCAAUGCAAAAAACACCACAAUAAAAUAAAUAAUGUAUAUCUUAUAAAAUAAUAUUGUACCAAAAAUGCUUCAUAUAAUGAAUUACAGUUAAUUAAUCUUAAUUAAAGAUAAUCUAAUAUUAUUAUUUGGGUAAUACCAUUCGGGUCUACAGAAUAACUCAGCUGGAAAAACCAGCAUAGACCAUCUACCACCACAGACCAGCAUACAUUGUUUUUUUUCACUGGUAGCUGGUCUAUGCUGGUCUGGAGGUCCAGCACAAAAAACAUAACAUAUGCUGGUCUUGCUGGUACCUGGUCUAAGUCGUUUUUUUUUCAGCAAUGCUACACAUUCAUCUAAGAAGCACUAACCAACCAGGAAGCAGCAUGCUCAAAAUUGCCUGCUUUUAACGUUACCUUAGUAAACAUGAAAAGCGGUGUCUUACUUUACCUAGCAACCAACUGACACACUAUUUGAGCAUUGACAUUACAUUGCAUCUCUUUA
Messenger RNA from Doryrhamphus excisus (bluestripe pipefish), 6611 nucleotides. Lineage: Eukaryota; Metazoa; Chordata; Actinopteri; Syngnathiformes; Syngnathidae. The record is from RefSeq and is a predicted model, not a curated record.